AUGGCUCUUCAAAAUGGUUCCUUUGUGACAGAAUUCAUUCUGAUGGGAUUAACAGACCAACCUGAUCUCCAACUCCCCUUGUUCUUCAUCUUUCUUGUAAUGUAUAUGGUCAUCGUGUUGGGAAAUUUAGGUCUGAUGACGCUCAUUGGGCUGAAUUCAAAUCUCCAGACCCCCAUGUACUUUUUCCUCUUUAACUUGUCCUUUAUUGACCUCUGCUAUUCUACCGUAUUUACACCCAAGAUGCUGGUGAACUUUGUAGCCGAGAAGAACAUUAUUUCCUAUAGAGGCUGUCUGGCCCAGCUUUUCUUCUUCUGUUUCUUUGCCAUUUCUGAGUGCUAUGUGCUGACCUCCAUGGCCUAUGAUCGCUACGUGGCCAUCUGUCACCCACUGAUGUACAGCAUCACCAUGUCCCCCAAGGUGUGUUCCAGCCUAAUGUUGGGUUCUUACUUCAUCUCAUUUUCAAAAGCCUUGACUCACACGGGAUUCAUGCUGAGACUGACCUUCUGUGAUGCCAACACCAUCAACCACUAUUUUUGUGACAUCCUCCCUGUGCUCCAACUCUCUUGCACAGACACCUACAUCAAUGAACUUGUUGUGUUCAUUGUGGUGGGCAUCACACUUAUUGUGCCCAGUUUCACCAUUUUUGUCUCUUAUGGAUUCAUCCUCUCCAGCAUUCUCCGCAUGAGCUCUACAGAGGGCAGGUCCAAAGCCUUCAGCACCUGCAGCUCCCACAUCGUUGCUGUGUCUCUCUUCUUCGGCUCAGCUGCAUUCAUGUAUCUCAAACCAUCUUCUUCUGUGUCCAUGGACCAAGGUAAAAUCUCUUCUGUGUUUUAUACAAGUGUGGUUCCCAUGAUGAACCCCUUAAUCUACAGCUUGAGGAAUAAAGAUGUCAAACUUGCUCUCAGAAAAACUCUCAGCAGGACAAAAAUUUAA
Suncus etruscus (white-toothed pygmy shrew) is the source of this 933-nucleotide messenger RNA. Its product is annotated as olfactory receptor 145-like. NCBI's taxonomy places the organism in Eukaryota, Metazoa, Chordata, Mammalia, Eulipotyphla, Soricidae. The transcript has a single exon. Bases 1 to 933 code for a protein of 310 amino acids. Gene Ontology annotation, molecular function: olfactory receptor activity; odorant binding; G protein-coupled receptor activity. Gene Ontology annotation, cellular component: membrane. The record is from RefSeq and is a predicted model, not a curated record. Gene Ontology annotation, biological process: G protein-coupled receptor signaling pathway; sensory perception of smell.